Fopius arisanus is the source of this 2158-nucleotide messenger RNA. Its product is annotated as poly(A)-specific ribonuclease PARN-like domain-containing protein 1. Gene Ontology annotation, cellular component: cytoplasm; endoplasmic reticulum. The record is from RefSeq and is a predicted model, not a curated record. The coding region runs from base 495 to 2150 and encodes 551 amino acids. Gene Ontology annotation, biological process: nuclear-transcribed mRNA poly(A) tail shortening. The transcript is spliced from 10 exons. Gene Ontology annotation, molecular function: poly(A)-specific ribonuclease activity; RNA binding. Lineage: Eukaryota; Metazoa; Arthropoda; Insecta; Hymenoptera; Braconidae.
GCGGAGUUGUAAUUGAUGGUUUUUCAAGAAUAUCUCUAAAAUGGUCACAAAUGUCGAAAAAUCUGUCAUAACAUUUUUCAUAGGAAAUUUCUUCAACUACAAAAAAGGUCAUUAUCAGCGAUAGGCUAUCUCUCUUGGGUAUCGAGAUAUGCGCGAAAGUGUGUUUAAAUUGUUUUUAUUUUUUAUUGUUAAUUUGAAAUUAUGGGACGCAUGUGCAGACGAUCGAGAGACUGAGCUGUUUUGCAUGUGCUCAGAUUUUUUCGGAAUAAUAAUUACUGAUUUCCUCAAGAUUAAUUACCAUUUUCGGAGUCAUUCUUGAUUUUGUAGAUUUUUUUCUGGGAAGAGUGAACAUUUUUUGGUUUUAUGGGGUUUUUUCUAUGAGUCAGGCGUGACCAAGACCAUCCUAACCUUUUUCCUAACCAAAACAAAUCCAGAAGCCUCUAUUUUUCACAUUAUAAAUAUAUUCACGCCUCGUGGAGCGAUAAAUUAUCAGAAUGAAUGAAAUUCUGGACGACAACUUUAUGAAUUCUUAUCCCAAAAUAGAGUAUACAUUGAAAAAUGCGUCGUUUAUAGCUGUUGACGCUGAAUUCUCGGGGAUUGACAGUGAAAAUGUUCCAGAGCUCACAUUGUUUGAUACAGUCCAGGAGAGGUACGAGAAACAGAGGAAUAACAUAGCUCCAUACACUGCCAUUCAAAUAGGUCUGACAGCUUUUACAAAAGUCCAACAGCAGAAUAAAUACAUCGCAGAGCCUUUCAGAUUUUAUUUACUCUCAAGAUCAUUAUUACAUGGAAGUAAUCAAAAUUUCCAAUGGGAGAAGACAUCAAUGAAUUUCUUACGAAGGCAUAAUUUCGAUUGGAAUAAGUUGGUGAAUGGAGGUAUUUCUUACUUAAACCAGUCAGAGCUAUCAAAAAUGCAGUCCCUACUCAAGGUCAAUGAUUAUAUGAGCAAUAUGGGAGCCUUUCGCACCUUGGAGGAAGAAAAUAAAUUUGUGAAGUCGAUAAAAAAUGUCACGGAGUGGCUGAAAGACUCUCCCCUAUCCGAAAAAUCCAUGGAAAUUGAAUGCGACGAUUUCGUACAGCUAUGCUGUCUCCAGAGGCAGCUCAGGAAGUCUUUCAAGGGAGUCUGGACCGAGCAGAAGGGUCAGACGAUUUUCGUCAUAAAAGUUGAUGCAGAGACACGAAAAAUUCUGGAAGAGGGAAAUCAGAAUUUCUUUGAAGAGCAGCUCCUGGAGUACAUUCUGGGCUUCACCAGAGUCUUUCAACUGCUUUGCGAUCUGAAAAAACCCAUCGUCGGGCACAAUAUUCUCCUCGAUCUCAUGUUCAUGUACAAACAGUUUUACAAGGAUUUGCCCACGAGUUAUCAGAAGUUCAAGAGGGAAAUCCAUGAGUUGAUGCCUACUGUGUACGAUACUAAAUUCCUCAGUUACGAGAUGAGGAAAAUCCUGGACUCCAAGGGGCAGGAGGGCCAGGGGAAUAGGAAAAAAGGAGGUGAUAAGGGAAGGUCUAACAUCCUCGAGGAGCUUUACCGGUUCUUCAAAAAUGGUGAUGGAAGACUUUUGACCUGGAACUCACCGAACAUCGAAUUUCCUGAUGAAACAACGACUGAUACUGAGGCAUAUCACGACGCUGGAUGGGAUUCAUACUACACCGGCUAUUGUUUUAUAAAAAUGGCUCACGUUUUCUGUAAUCCACACAAAAGUUGUGGAACUACUCGAGAGUUGAGUCAUGUCGAGAUGAUGUCAAGCCUGAAGUCCCACGUCAACUGCGUCAAUCUGAUCCGAGCAGAUCUCUCCUAUCUGAGCCUUGAUGGGCCGGACCCCCCCUCAAGGAGACCCCCCCGAUUAAACAUCACAGCUCUGCAUUUAAAAUCCAUCAGCACUGAUGAGAUCAUGAGGGCUCUGUCAUCCUUCGAUCACUGCGAUGUCCAGGUUCAAUCACCAAGAAGUGUCCUGGUGGCUGCACCCAACUGGCGAACGGCUAGGGAAAUUAUCCAGCAUUUCCAGAAGACCAAGGAUUACGAGGCGGUCCCUUAUAACUUCCUGAAGCACUCACCAACUGUGAGAUCCCUCCUCUGGGGGACAUUGGUGGUUUCUGGCAGUAUGCUGGCGAUGCUGAUUCAUCGUGCUGUUCAAAAGCCGCCGGUGACGUAAAAAUAAAG